AUGGCGGCAUCACGUCGCGCUCAAAUCCAGUCGCUGUGCGGCGUGCGAAGGGGUGCACUGAUCGAUCGAGUCGAAUCGUAUCUUGCUGCGGUCGGCAUUUGGUCUCGUCGAGGCAACGCGAAAGCUGUAAAGAACGCUGGAACAGGUGUUGUCGCGAUAUGCUGCUAUCUUGCAGCAGAGAGCCUCGAAUCUCAGGUCCCUGAUCGAGCAACGGCGAUUCGCGCAAGCGGUCUGACUCCAGUGCAAUUCGCUGCUGCGGAGCGCGACUUUCGCACAGCAGUCCAGUCUGUCUCCAACGCCCCAGCGCAAGCUCUGUCGGGACCGUCUGAUGUGGUCAACAAGGCAUUUGCAGCCAGCUUGACCUCGACACCUACACGUCGCAAUGCUCGUGCUACACCCGUGGCAACACCGACCGCUGCGAGCAAGAGUAAAGAAGCGCUGCUCGCCAAAGCACAGGCGAUUCAGGCUGGGAGCCUGUUCGAUCAGACCCUGCGAGCUGCAUCGGAUAAAACACCUUCCAAGUCGAGACCGAAGGGAAAAGGAUCAGCGAGACCUGCGACAGCUGUUACAGCAUUAUCCGAGAGUGCUGCUGAUAAUGUAGCGAACGCGGUCGCCUGCGCGAAAGGGCCGACUGCAGCUGCUGUUGACAAUGUCUCGACCGAGAUGCAGCGUCAUCGGCGUAAGCGCAGACGAAUGGGCAAAGUGGUGUUUGGUCUAUCCAUUCAAUCGAGUCUACAUCGUUUGAAUGAGGAAGAAGAGGCGCGUGAUGAAAGACAACGUCGGAAGAGGAUCGAUGUUAUUCAGUCGACCAUUGAGAGACUGCGCUCCUCCAAUCCAACAUGGCGCUACUUGGACUCGCCGAGAGACUUUCUCGUUAGCAUCUCGCCUUCGGAGAGCAGCAGCACACAGUGA
This is a messenger RNA of Ustilago hordei, 912 nucleotides long. RefSeq lists its product as uncharacterized. NCBI's taxonomy places the organism in Eukaryota, Fungi, Basidiomycota, Ustilaginomycetes, Ustilaginales, Ustilaginaceae. The transcript is spliced from 2 exons. The record is from RefSeq and is a predicted model, not a curated record. The coding region runs from base 1 to 912 and encodes 303 amino acids.